Malaya genurostris is the source of this 4768-nucleotide messenger RNA. RefSeq lists its product as uncharacterized. NCBI's taxonomy places the organism in Eukaryota, Metazoa, Arthropoda, Insecta, Diptera, Culicidae. Gene Ontology annotation, cellular component: cytoplasm. The transcript has 14 exons. Gene Ontology annotation, molecular function: protein binding. The coding region runs from base 330 to 4442 and encodes 1370 amino acids. The record is from RefSeq and is a predicted model, not a curated record.
UUAUAAAAGUUGAACAAGUUCGUAAUUUUGAUUGAUUUUGUGAGCAAUUUUCUAAAAGUAUUGCGUGUAAUUUUGUCGAUUGAUACUUUCAUAGUUAUAUAGCACAUAUUGUGAUUAUAAAUUAAAGAAAAUUGGGUAUUAUAGGUGUUCAAACAAUUACUAUUAGAACAAGCUGAAUAUCUGAUACCACAAUACACAUUAUUUAUUUUCAUUCUGUUUGGGACCUUAUUAAAGCCACAAAAAGUACGCAUGCUUUAUAUUACGUAGUAAAAUGGUAAACACUGAUGGUUGAUUAAGGUCAAAUUGAUAAUCUCACUGCCGAGUUCACAAUGGAUCCAAAACAAAUAACUGCUCUAGCAAAAUUAUUAAAAGAUAAAGGCGAUAAAGUACUAAACUUUGAACAUAAACUAUCGUUAUCAGGGUCAUUAUUAAGAGCCUUGAACGACUCUUUUAGUUUGAUUGUUGAUCAAAAUGAAAUAUUACCGCCUAAGAGUUUUCAGGUUGUAAAACCAAACAAUGCCAAGUCGGAUGUUUUUCGGGAUUUGCAGUUUAUUUAUGAUUUUGUACAAAAAACUACUGUGUUAAGUUUGAAUCAAUUCAUCAAUGAUGAUCCGUAUCGGUUUGAAGUUGACAUAAGUAAGUUUCGAAAUCUCAGAUCGCUUGAAAUUCAAAAGAUCCCUGUAAACCAGAUAAUUGGCAUUCAACAAAUGCGAUCACAAUUGAAUGAAAUCAGCUGCAUUCGUAGUAUAUUACAUGUGAAAGAAAUUAUCACAUCAUGCGGAGGAGACAAUAGUAAUGGAUUUACGUGGAAUGAACUAAGAAUCGCAAAUUUCUCUUACAAUAUGUUGCACCAUAUUGAUAGUUCUCUCGAAUUUACUCCAUGGCUAGAGCAUCUCAAUCUUAGUCACAACCAGAUCGUCAGUGCUUCGGCUAUUAAAUGGCUUCCGAACUUGCGGGUACUCAACUUAGGUUUUAACCGAUUAACGUAUAUACCAUCGUUUCAUGUGGAUGCCAUCAGAAAGCUACAAGUCCUUCUCAUAUCUAAUAAUUUCAUUGAAGAUCUUUCGGGCAUAUCUCGUUUGCUGAGUCUUACUGAUUUGGAUCUUUCGGGAAACUGCAUCGUAGAUCAUACUGCUCUUCUCCCCGUUAGUACGCUUUCUUUACUCUGCUGUUUGAGUUUGCAAGACAAUCCACUAGCAUGUCAUCCAAGGCAUCGACAGGCGACUGCUCGAUAUUUGAACAAAAAAACUUCUAAAUUGCGAUUUGUACUUGAUAGUGAGCCAUUAUCAAAGUACGAAAAAUCUCUUACCGGCAACUAUGACAGUUAUCAUGCUAUCCUGGUACCGAGAAGUCCGGGAAGUGUUAGUUCAAGUGGUUUCAAUACACCAACGAGAAAAAGUUUAAUGAACACACCGACCGGUAGUGUUACCUCGAAGAGUAGUUUCAACUGGGACUCUAAAGAUGAUUUAAGUUCUUCUGUGAUCAGCCAAAAGAGGAUAAAAGUACGUCGCGCGAUCAUUUCCGAAAGUGAACAGGACGAGAAAAAUUGUGCGACGGUUGAACAAGCGGAUCCAAAUGCUUCGACAAAAAGUUUAGAGUUCAGCAACGACCAUUUGGAAACGAAAAAGCAGAUCGAGAAACUUCGGAAGCAGUAUGGCAGUGAGUGGUUACAGAGUCAAGCGGGAAAUAUGGUGAAGAAUGUGAUAGGUUUCGAUCCGUCGAGCGAAAAGGAAUUCGAAAGUGUGAUGCAUUAUGAAAAUGACAGCCAUAGAGUAACGAUGUCAUCAACGAUAUCAUCACAGUCACUCAGGAUCGUUAGUACAGCUUCAAAGAAAGAAUUUGAGGACAGCAUGAUAACAUCCACUCCAGUGGACCGGGAGCGCUCAACUCUUUUGGAAACAUUUGAAUCGCCUAUCAAAGCUCACUUAGAACGACAAUCCGAUGGUCAGCUCAAUGAAUCAGAUUUCAAAAGUGUAAUGAACGAAAACGAUUCUAACUACCAAUCAGUUGCCAAUACAACAGUUGAAAACUCAAUGAAGCCUCCAUUAGAUCUGACUGACAUUUACGGAAAUAUUGCAGAUAUUGAAAUAGAAUCUGAUAUUGAGGAUAAUGAAAAGUGUUAUGUAGUUAACGCCAAGGGCAAUCCUACAGAAUUAUGCCUAAUAAUUUCCGAUGUGAGCAUACGCGAGAAAAAUAGUGGGAAAACUAAAACGCGCUGGGGUAUCAAGACGCUGCAGGCAUGUGAAAGACCUACAUCUACCAGUAUCACUUUAUUGUUUGAUACGGUCAAAAAGGAUAAAAAAACGAGGACGUAUGAGAUAGAUGAAGUUACCUGCCAACAGCUAGAACAAUUUCUACGAGAUCUUUUGUCUAAAAGACCAUUGUCGGAGAUGAAUCAGAGGCUCUUCAAAUGUGUUGUAUGUAACGCAAAAUUUUCCAGAGAAAUCAACACGAAAAAGGCACUGGAUGAUUUACAAUGUCCAGAAUGUAGUGGCGGUUACUGUAUUGAGAUAAAAGAAUCACCUACAAAACAUUUUUUGGACGAUUUUGACAAGCCGACCAGUUGCGACGAUGGUGUGGUAGGUGUUGAUGAAUUCGUACAGCCUGUAGCAGGAACUUCCGGUCUUGGAGCAGUGAUGAAAAAGAGUGGGUCAAAAAAUAGUAUCGCACCACCGGAUGCAUGGAAGGCGCCGGUCCAAAAUAAUCCGAGGUCAGCUGGCUCACUGAAUGAUUCGUCAUCCUGUUCGCGGAUAUCCCAACCAAGCAGUUCAUGUGAUUCUAAUCGUAGUGUCGCUGGUAGCACAAACUCGGAACGGGAUCGGGAUGUUGAUUUGCUUGCAAACGAGAGUGAUAUUGAAAUCUUGAGCAAUCCUAGUCAGAGCAGCAUUGAGGUUUUGGAUCGAGGGUUUCAUCCUAGUAGAAAACAUUCAGAAGAGAGAAAAAUAUUCCCGUUACCAGAGUUGGAUAGGACAAACGACGAAAAUUUUAACUUAUCGACAACUCUUAUAAACCAAGAAACUUCUACAAAUGAUCUCAUCGCCAAAGUGACGGAAACCUUCAAGCAAGCAAUCAAAGUUGAGGACACUUCAAACAAUGCUCCGAUUCAGUCAGACAAUGAAUUGAAUUCAAUGCUCAAACCUAAUAAUGUUCUACAACAUAAGAAGGCAGUCUUGACAUCUGCGAAUCUAACAGAAAGUAGCUCUUCCGGUUCUGUUACCGAUAGUGUAUGUACUGCCUAUGAGUCGAAUCAAGAUCAAAAGCAGAGUACUAUCUCUGAGGAAUCCAGUGACAAUGAUAAAGCGAAAAAUGAUCACCGUAUGGAUAAAAAUGUGUCAUCAGCUUCAACUAAAGGUGAAAAUUCAGUAAUCAGCACAAUGCUUGGCGGUCUCUUCCAAUCGACUAACAUGUUGAUGUCAAAAACUCCUAAAUUAAAUAAGACGGACUCCUCAUUAACACUUUCAUUUGAACCAAUUCGAUACUCGUAUAACGAUUAUGCAAAUGUGGACCAUAGAUUAAAACUAUACCUCUACCAAAAUUUGUUUGAGGAUUCAAAUGAAUCGCUUAAAUGGCUGGUUUCAUGUGUUAUUUUCGAUGAAAAUCAGCUUGAUAUUUGGCCUACCGGAUUUGAUGGAUUGUUUAUUAUGUCUACUACUAAGUUUUAUGUAAUGAAGAAAGUUGCUGCUGAAAGUGAUGAUCCGUCAACUUGGAUGAGGAAACAUUUAUCCGGAACAAUCGAUCGGGUUGGUAUUGUUCAGGUCCUUCCAUGGAAGAUUGGAAUGAAAUUCGUGAUUAGUGCAAUUGGCGGCAUUCAUAUCGUUUUGCAAGAUAUUCUACGUACAGAUUCCCUCAUUUUGUUUUUUGCAGAUAACCCACUCCCCGAAUAUUGUACAUUUGAUUAUCAGUCAUCUGAACUACUAACCGCAAAACUGGGUAAAGUUACCAAAGGUGAAAUGGUAAAAAUUUUGAUGAUUGUAAAUUUUUGUGACGUUUUGUCCAACGAUGAGCUGCAAAGCGUGCAGCUUUGUACGUUGUUAUUGACGGAUAACCAUCUUCAUUUAGCAGCAGAUAUUAAAUGGCUUAAUGAAAGUAGUAAGUAUCCGAUUGAGCCGAAAUACACCCAGUUGAUGACGAAUCUAGUCGAGCUAGAAAACAUCAAUGGAGUAUCGUGCCGACUUCAUUUCAUGGACGAGCAGGAAGAUAAAUACGAAACGUGGCGGAUAGAUUUUGCCACAGAUACUGCCAAAGAGAGCACUGUUACGACAAUUUGUAGUUCUUGGGAGAAGAUUUUCGGAGUGCCUUUAAUCAGUAGUAAAAGUGCUAAAAACAGCAAUAAUAAUAAUAAUAACAGUAGUAACAUAACUGAUGAUAAUAAUAGCCAUACAAAUGUUAGUAGUAUGUCUUCUAAAGGUAACAAAAAUAGUGCGACAAGUACCAGAAACUAAUGUGUACAUAUACCACCGUCCAUAUUUUAAUUUAGAAAGCUUGAGUUGAUGUCAGCAUUGAUAGACGUUUAUGAAUAAUUUGUUUGUUUCUGAGGUGAUAUUAGAUUUUAUGAAGGGAUACGUGUUUUAUCAUUCGUUCGUGUGUUGUGUACUAUGUAAAAUAUCGUGAUUACAACAGUUUUACUCUAUUUAACCAUAUGAUAGCUAAUUGGUAGUAGGUAUCUGAAUUAUGUGAUCAAAUCAUUUCACUGUCCCAAUUUGAUUCAUAAUGUAUAUAUAUAAACAUUUGCUACCUGAGCGUGAAUAAAGUCUAAUGUAUCGAAAUA